UAUUUCUGUCUGCUGAGCGCAGCCCCGCCGAGGCGGGGGAGGGGGCGCCCGCGCCGCCAUAUUCCCUCCGGCCGCCGGCCCGGCGCGCAGCCACCAUGAGCACCGCCGCCUUCCACAUCUCCAGCCUGCUGGAGAAGAUGACGUCCAGCGACAAGGACUUCAGGUUCAUGGCCACCAGUGACCUGAUGUCGGAGCUGCAGAAGGACUCCAUCCAGCUGGACGAGGACAGUGAGCGCAAGGUGGUGAAGAUGCUGCUCAGGCUCCUGGAGGACAAGAACGGCGAAGUGCAGAACCUAGCAGUCAAGUGCCUGGGUCCUCUGGUGGGCAAAGUGAAGGAGUACCAGGUGGAGACCAUCGUGGACGCCCUCUGUGCCAACAUGCGCUCAGACAAGGAGCAGCUCCGAGAUAUCGCGGGCAUCGGCCUCAAGACUGUCCUCUCGGAGCUCCCCCCUGCAGCCACAGGCUCUGGCCUGGCCACCAACGUGUGCCGGAAGAUCACCGGCCAGCUCACCAGUGCCAUUGCCCAGCAGGAGGACGUGGCCGUGCAGCUGGAAGCCCUGGACAUCCUCUCUGACAUGCUGAGCAGGCUGGGCGCCCCGCUGGGCGCCUUCCACGCCAGCCUCCUGCACUGUCUGCUGCCGCAGCUGAGCAGUCCGCGCCUGGCCGUGCGCAAGCGGGCCGUCGGGGCGCUCGGCCACCUGGCGGCCGCCUGCAGCACCGACCUCUUCGUCGAGCUCGCCGACCAUCUGCUGGACCGGCUCCCUGGCCCGCGCGCGCCCGCCAGCCCCGCUGCCAUCCGCACCCUGAUCCAGUGUCUGGGCAGCGUCGGCCGCCAGGCCGGCCACCGCCUCGGGGCCCACCUGGACCGCCUGGUGCCCCUGGUGGAGGAGUUCUGCAACCUGGAUGACGAUGAGCUCCGAGAGUCCUGCCUCCAGGCUUUUGAGGCCUUCCUGAGGAAGUGCCCAAAGGAAAUGGGCCCUCAUGUGCCCAAUGUGACCAGCCUCUGCCUCGAGUACCUGAAGCACGACCCCAAUUAUAAUUACGACAGUGACGAGGACGAGGAACAGAUGGAGACAGAGGAUAGUGAAUUCAGUGAGCAAGAGAGUGAGGAAGAGUACAGUGACGAUGAUGACAUGAGCUGGAAGGUGCGCCGGGCAGCGGCCAAGUGCCUGGCGGCCUUGAUCGGCUCAAGGGCCGACCUGCUGCCCGACUUCCACUGUACCCUGGCGCCCGCGCUCAUCCGUCGCUUCAAGGAACGUGAGGAGAACGUCAAGGCUGAUGUCUUCGGAGCUUACAUCGUGCUGCUGCGGCAAACACGGCCCCCGAAGGGAUGGCUGGAGGCCGUGGAGGAGCCCACCCAGACCGGCAGCAACCUAAACAUGCUGCGAGGACAGGUACCCCUUGUGAUCAAGGCCCUGCAGCGGCAGCUUAAAGAUCGGAGUGUCAGGGCCCGCCAGGGCUGCUUCAGCCUCCUCGCGGAGCUGGCGGGUGUCCUCCCCGGCAGCCUGGCAGACCACAUGCCCGUCCUGGUAGCAGGCAUCAUAUUCUCACUGACAGACCGUUCCAGCUCCUCCACCAUCCGGAUGGACGCCCUGGCCUUCCUGCAGGGGCUGCUGGGCACAGAGCCACCCGAGGUUUUCCACCCACACCUGCCCACUCUCCUGCCACCUGUCAUAGCCUGUGUGGCUGACCCUUUCUACAAGAUCGCGGCUGAGGCCCUGCUGGUGCUGCAGGAGCUGGUGCGGGCCCUGUGGCCACUGGACAGACCUCGGGUGCUGGACCCCGAGCCAUACAUUGGAGAGAUGUCUGCGGCCACCCUGGCACGGCUCCGUGCUACCGACCUGGACCAGGAGGUGAAGGAACGGGCCAUCUCCUGCAUGGGCCACCUCAUGGGCCACCUAGGUGACCGGCUCGGGGAUGACCUGAAGCCUUCACUAUUACUCCUCCUGGACCGCCUGCGGAAUGAGAUAACCCGGCUGGCUGCUGUCAAGGCAUUGACGCUGGUAGCUGUGUCCCCGCUGCGGCUUGACCUGCAGCCCAUCCUGGCCGAGGCACUGCCCAUUCUGGCCUCGUUCCUGCGCAAGAACCAACGGGCGCUGCGGCUGGCCACACUGGCUGCGCUGGAUGCCCUGGCCCAGAGCCAGGGACUCAGCCUCCCUCCCUCCGCCGUGCGGGCUGUGCUGGCCGAGCUGCCUGCCCUGGUCAGCGAGAAUGACAUGCACGUGGCCCAGCUGGCUGUGGACUUCCUCACCACAGUGACACAGGCCCAGCCGGCCUCUUUGGCCGAGGUCAGUGGCCCUGUGCUCACAGAGCUGCUGCGGCUGCUGCGUUCGCCCCUGCUGCCAGCAGGUGUGCUGGCGGCCACCGAAGGCUUCCUGCAGGCUCUGGUGGGAACCCGCCCCCCGUGCAUGGACUACGCCGAGCUCAUCAGCCUGCUCACCGCACCUGUGUAUGACCAGGCUAUGGACGGCGGGCCCGGCCUGCACAAGCAGGUGUUCCACUCGCUGGCUCGGUGUGUGGCAGCCCUUGCAGCCGCCUGUCCCCAGGAGGCGGCAGGCACGGCAAACCGCCUGGUCUCUGAUGCCAGGUCACCCCACUCCAGCACAGCUGUCAAGGUCCUGGCAUUCCUGUCGCUGGCCGAAGUGGGCCAGGUGGCUGGACCGGGCCCCCAGCGGGAGCUGAAGGCAGUGCUUCUGGAUGCCUUGGGGUCGCCCAGUGAGGACGUGAGGGCGGCUGCCUCCUACGCGCUGGGCCGCGUGGGUGCUGGGAACCUGCCCGACUUCCUGCCCUUCCUGCUGGGGCAGAUCGAGGCCGAGCCCCGGCGGCAGUACCUGCUGCUGCACUCGCUCCGGGAGGCCCUGGGGGCCGCCCAGCCCGACAGCCUGAAGCCCUAUGCUGAGGAUAUCUGGGCCCUGCUCUUCCAGCGCUGUGAGGGUGCCGAGGAGGGCACCCGGGGGGUGGUGGCUGAGUGCAUCGGGAAGCUGGUCCUCGUGAACCCUCCGUUCCUUCUGCCCCGAUUCCGGAAGCAACUUGCUGCAGGUCGGCCCCACACGCGGAGCACUGUCAUCACAGCGGUCAAGUUCCUCAUCUCGGACCAGCCCCACUCCAUUGACCCCCUCCUGAAGAGCUUCAUUGGAGAGUUCAUGGAGAGCCUGCAGGACCCCGACCUGAACGUGCGCCGGGCCACUCUGGCUUUCUUCAACUCGGCCGUGCACAACAAGCCCUCGCUGGUCCGUGACCUGCUGGACGACAUCCUGCCCCUCCUCUACCAGGAGACGAAGAUCCGUCGGGACCUCAUCCGAGAGGUGGAGAUGGGACCCUUCAAGCACACAGUGGACGAUGGGCUGGACGUGCGGAAGGCGGCCUUCGAAUGCAUGUACUCGCUGCUCGAGAGCUGCCUGGGCCAGCUGGACAUCUGCGAGUUCCUGAACCGCGUGGAGGACGGCCUGAAGGACCACUACGAUAUCCGGAUGCUGACCUUCAUCAUGCUCGCACGCUUGGCUACCCUGUGUCCUGCGCCCGUCCUGCAGAGGGUGGACCGGCUCAUUGAGCCACUCAGGGCCACCUGCACUGCCAAGGUCAAAGCUGGUUCCGUGAAGCAGGAGUUCGAGAAGCAAGAUGAACUGAAGCGCUCUGCGAUGCGGGCAGUGGCCGCCCUGCUGACCAUACCUGAAGUGGGAAAAUGCCCCAUCAUGGCCGACUUCUCUUCCCAGAUCCGAUCCAACCCUGAACUUGCUGCCCUCUUCGAGAGCAUCCAGAAGGAUUCUGCUUCAGCCCCCAGCACAGACUCAAUGGAACUCAGCUAGUCCUCCCACAGCCCCCAGGUGGGCCCUUACUCAAGAGAAGGGGUCUGCCCAUCCGAGGCCUCAGCCUCCCACCACCACAGGCUGCAGGCCUCUACUUUUGCCCUUUCAUCUCACUGGGGGCACUCUUGCUCCUGCUCCGGGCUUACAGUGCCUUCUCCAGGGACCCCAAAUCAUAGGCCCCCAGCUGGAGCCCUUUAACUCAGGACAGUCAUUCAAACACGACACGGAAGUUUCCUAUUUCUUCCACACGAAGAUCAAUGACUGGCAGACCCUGCCUCACAACGUACUAAGUAGUAUUUAGACUCUCGUGCUCACAGCUGUGAAAGGUUGGGAGGCAGUGUGCCGGCCUGCCUUCCCACUGGCAUCCCAGAUUUGUCAUGCACACCACUCUUUUUUCAUUUCACUUAUCUGCCAAAAAUUCGUGCUUUGGCUGGGCACCUUAAAAACUCGGAUAAUUCUGAGUUAUUCACAUUUUAGAAUUCAAAAUGCUUUAUUUCCAAUUGGCAGUGAUGCAUCAUUAAAUGUGGAGUGUUUUGCAGGGGGAGGUGGUUGGGGUAGGGAAUUAGAUCUAAUGAUUUUUUUUCUAAUUUCAAAACUGUUCCGUAGCAACCCAGGAGAGCACAAAGGGCAAACCACCUUUCACGUCACCCCACCCAGGCAUAACCUGUUGGUUUGUCCUCUUGAGCAAGGUUUUGAACGUUGUUUCUAGUUUUUAGUAUUGAGGACACAGAAAUAUUAAGCGACAGGCCAAAGAAUUUUCUGUGCUGUCCCAGAAUAAAGGAGAUUCUGAAUUGUCA
Molecule: messenger RNA, 4603 nt
Organism: Equus caballus (horse)
Lineage: Eukaryota; Metazoa; Chordata; Mammalia; Perissodactyla; Equidae
Gene: CAND2
Product: cullin associated and neddylation dissociated 2 (putative)
Biological process (GO): protein ubiquitination; SCF complex assembly
Cellular component (GO): nucleus
Source: RefSeq, a predicted model, not a curated record